CACUUCCUACGCGAUUUCUCAGAACUGUCUAGCUCCUCCUCAGGGACUUUCCUGGGAAGGUCUCUCGGGCGUCCAGACCCCACCGCAAAGUCCCUUCAGGUGUUUCGCGAUUCGCCGAGCAGGUGUUGGCCCCAGGAGCAUUUCCCUCCGGGCCGAAUGCGCAGUGGACUAUGCCCCUUCUGACCCAGCAGAUCCAAGAUGAGGAUGAUCAGUACAGCCUUGUGGCCAGCCUUGACAACGUUAGGAAUCUCUACACUAUUUUGAAAGCUAUUCAUUUCCGAGAGCAUGCCACGUGUUUCGCAACUAAAAAUGGUAUCAAAGUAACAGUGGAAAAUGCAAAGUGUGUGCAAGCAAAUGCUUUUAUUCAGGCUGGAAUAUUUCAGGAAUUUAAAGUUCAGGAAGAGUCUGUUACUUUUCGAAUUAAUUUAACUGUCCUUUUAGACUGUUUGUCUAUUUUUGGAUCAAGUCCUAUGCCAGGGACUUUAACUGCACUUCGGAUGUGUUACCAAGGUUAUGGUUACCCUUUGAUGCUGUUUCUGGAAGAAGGAGGAGUGGUAACAGUCUGCAAAAUCAAUACGCAGGAACCUGAGGAGACCUUGGAUUUUGAUUUCUGCAGCACCAAUGUUAUUAAUAAAAUUAUUCUGCAGUCAGAGGGGCUCCGUGAAGCAUUUUCUGAAUUGGAUAUGACGAGUGAAGUCCUACAAAUUACCAUGUCUCCUGACAAGCCUUAUUUCAGGUUAUCUACUUUUGGAAAUGCAGGAAGUUCCCACCUUGACUAUCCCAAAGAUUCUGAUUUGAUGGAAGCAUUUCAUUGUAAUCAGACCCAAGUCAACAGAUACAAGAUUUCUUUACUGAAACCCUCUACAAAGGCAUUAGUCCUAUCUUGUAAGGUAUCUAUUCGGACAGAUAACAGAGGCUUCCUUUCAUUACAGUAUAUGAUUAGAAAUGAAGAUGGACAAAUAUGUUUUGUGGAAUAUUACUGCUGCCCUGAUGAAGAAGUUCCUGAAUCUUGAGUCUUGAGUAUGACAAUUCACUGAUAUUUAUGUGUACAUUUAUGACAGAUGAAGUUCUUAUUCUGAGUACAGUACUCUUUAUAAUUUCAUAUUGGAUUUUCUAUAGAGAAGAAGCACUAUGGGGAAGAUAGGAGCAAGGUCGUGUACCUAAUAGUUACUGUGUUUUCUAAAUACAUUUUGUAGAGGGCAUGUAAAUAAAUGUUUUCAUGUAGUCAUAGAUUAUUAAGGGCUGUCCUUUAGUUCUGUCUUUUGAACUCACAGUUGUGUGAGCCAAUGUAACAUUUCAAGAGUCUAAAGGCUUAAAGUUUGAUGCAGCUACCUGAAAUGUUCUUUUAUUUAUUUGCUAUUAGAAAAAGCAAAGGCAUAUGAGCAUUGCUUAUUAGUUUGAAUUCUAGAGACUAGAUCAUAAAGUGGUGGUUCUCAAAGUGUUGUGCCCACACCAACAUCAGAACGGCCUGCAAACUUGUAGCAAACUCUGGGGAGGAGGCCAGCAUUCUGUAUUUUAACAAGCUUCCCUCAGGAGAUUCUGAUGCAUGCUAAAUUUUGGGAACCACUGGUUUAAAGGAAACUUUUUUCUUUAAUAGGAAACUUUUUUUCUUUAAUAGGAUUUAAUUGUAUUGAGAUAAUUGCUUUUACAUGUAAUUUCCUUGCAAAUGUUCUGAAGUUAAGGCACCACUAAACAAGUCUGAACAAUUCUUUAUGUGAUUUAUUUUUAAAGUAGACCUUUUAAAGAGAUCUGUGAAUGGGAUAUAAAGCAAUUUUCAGUGUUACAGGUUUUCUUCUUGUUCUCAAAACUGUUCACUGUAGUAAGUAACGGCAGUCAGUACUUAUUACUUUCCAUUUGCCUAUGAGUUUCUUGACAAAUCAAGAUGUAGAAAACCAGUUAUUAAGUGAUUUUGUACUUUCCUGGUAGUUGUCACUAAAAUAAUUUUUGUGGCAUAUAAAUAUAUUUAAUAAAAUACAAUACUAAAAUUAUCUGACUUACUCUCUAGUAGAAAAAAUUAUAUGAGUACAGUGAAGCUUCUGUCUUUGUUACCGUACCAGGUGAUAACAGCUCAGUGUCCGUUCGUGGACAGCACUAUUGGCCUUUUGAGUGAGAUGGUUCUUUAGGAUAAAAAACUCAUCCCAUUGCAGGAUUCAUUUAGCCUUUCUGGCCCUUACCCACUGAUGCUAGUCAUUGUGACCACCACCUCCCCCAAAUAAAAGUGUACCAAAGUAUUAAUUGUUGAGAACCAUUCAGUGAUAUUCACCAAAAUUGGAAGAUAUAUUGGAAUGCCCUACCUCAAUAUAGGUCACAUAGUGUUAGAGAAAAUUGGUUUGGAGAGUAUUACAGCAAAGUGUGCUGCAAGGAGGCCACUCCAGCACAGUGGCAGGCACUGCUUCCCAGGCAUAUGGACAAUUUUGGGAGGUGGCCAGGGUCAGUACCUGAUAACUAAUAAGUCUCUCAAUCUCAGCAUGCCUAGUGGCUACAAAAGAAGUUGGAAUUUUUUAAAGUGUAUGUGUUCAAGAAGGAAAGAUAUUAAUUUACUAAAUGUUGUCAGAAUAUUAUUUGUUUAAACACCAAAAACAGAACAAACCUAAAAGAUACUUACAGAAUAUCUAAUCAGUCAACAUUCUAAAGACUGUUAAAUGUGAAAUAGCAUAGUUAUUUUUUGUCUUUUGUUACUAGUGUGAACAAAGAACAGUGCCUAAUAUGUAAUAGGCAUUUAGGAACUUUGUUAUAUGAAAGAAUCUCCAAUUUCAGAUUUUCUGUUAGCAUCUUAUUAGUCACUGUUUAAUUCUGAUGAUUUAGCUCUAAAUUUAUUUUGAUCUAAGGUUUUUUAUUUUUAUUUUUGGAGACAAGAUCUUGCUCUGUUGCCCAGGCUGGAGUACAGUUGUAGGAUCACAGUUCACUACCUAGGCUCAAGCAAUCCUCCCAUCUCAGCCUCCCAAAUAGUAAGGACUAUAGGUGCAUGCCACCAUGCCCUGCUAAUUUUUGUAUUUUUGUAGAGACGGGGUUUCACUAUGUUGCCUAGGGUAAUCUUGAACUCCUGAGCUCAAGCAAUCCACCCGCCUUGGCCUCCCAAAAGGCUGGGAUUGCAGGUGUGAGCCACCACGCCUGGCCUAAUGUAUUUUUUAAAAGUUGAAUCUAAAAAGAAUUUGAAACAAAUAUAAAUCAGCUCAGUAAAUGGUUAUUUUUGCACAUUUAAAACUAUUAUUUUAGGCCGGGCUUGGUGGCUCACACCUGUAAUCCCAGCACUUUGGGAAGCCGUGGCGGGUGGGUCAUCUGAGGUCAGGAGCUCGAGAUCAGCCUAGCCAACAUGGUGAAACCCCCGUCUCUACUAAAAAUACAAAAAUUAGCCGGGUGUGGUGGUGGGUGUCUGUAAUUCCAGCUACUCGAGAGGCUGAGGCAAGAGAAUCACUUGAACCUGGGAGGCGGGGGUUGCAGUGAGCUGAGAUUGCGCCCUUGCACUCCAGCCUGGGUGACAGAGCAAGACUCCGUCUCAAAAACAAUGAAAAAUUAAAAUAAAAAUUAUUGUUUUAGCUGCAUGUCUUCAGCUAUUUAGAAUUCAGAGACUAAGAAUUGUUUCUAAGUCACCCUAACAUCAAGGUACUUAUUUUAUAAAGAAUUUCCUCCUUAUGUGUGUUCUAUUUGAUCCAGGCAUUUUUACUUUAAUAAAAGUUUAACUUUAUUUCCUAUGCAAAACCACUAGGGGGAGUGCUCUCUCAGGCAGAGCAGGCGACACUUUGGUGCCACCACAAAUUGAUGUGUAGCAUAUAGAAGAACAGAGUCUUAUAUGUGACUUUUAGUUCUGUCUUUUUGAAGUUUAUCUCUCUUUCUAGUAAAAUUGUGCUUACUGUGAAUGGAUAAGUAAUCUUUUUUUUCAUUUUUCAUUUGUUGAUUUCCCAUUCAAUGAUGUAGUGCUUCCACCUAGAAUUGGUGAAAUGCUUCAAAAUAAUACAAAUAAAAAUAUUUGUUAAAUUUCACUUUUCUAAUAAAAAUAAGGCUUGUAACACAAUCAUUUUAACAGGAAGCCACAGGGUUUCUGUGGUAUUAUCAAAGUCCCAGUAAAAAUUAAUUAAAAUUGUAAAAGGGCAGAAUGUGGCACUCUCAACAGUGGGGUAGGGAAUCAUUCAGAACAUAGAGACUUCCUUCUCUCCUUCCCUGUCUUCACACUGCUUGUCCCUUAUCCCCACCUGAAAUAAAAUCUAUUGGGUCCUGAGAAA
This is a messenger RNA of Cercocebus atys (sooty mangabey), 4220 nucleotides long. RefSeq names its product RAD1 checkpoint DNA exonuclease (gene RAD1). The transcript is spliced from 6 exons. Lineage: Eukaryota; Metazoa; Chordata; Mammalia; Primates; Cercopithecidae. The record is from RefSeq and is a predicted model, not a curated record. Gene Ontology annotation, molecular function: 3'-5' exonuclease activity. Gene Ontology annotation, cellular component: nucleus; checkpoint clamp complex. Gene Ontology annotation, biological process: DNA damage checkpoint signaling; DNA repair. Bases 171 to 1013 code for a protein of 280 amino acids.